This is a messenger RNA of Varanus komodoensis (Komodo dragon), 2091 nucleotides long. RefSeq names its product dihydropyrimidinase (gene DPYS). Gene Ontology annotation, molecular function: dihydropyrimidinase activity. Lineage: Eukaryota; Metazoa; Chordata; Lepidosauria; Squamata; Varanidae. The transcript is spliced from 10 exons. The record is from RefSeq and is a predicted model, not a curated record. The coding region runs from base 49 to 1536 and encodes 495 amino acids. Gene Ontology annotation, biological process: pyrimidine nucleobase catabolic process. Gene Ontology annotation, cellular component: cytosol; cytoplasm.
CUUCCGCGGGGAACUUCCUAAGCCGAGGAGGGGAAGAGAGAAGCCAGCAUGCAGAAACUCCUGAUCAGAGGCGGGCGAGUCGUGAACGAUGACCUCUCGCAGGCGGCUGAUGUGUACGUGGAGAACGGGGUCGUGCGGGCGGUGGAGCCGCUCUUCCAGCCUCCAACCCUCGCUGGGGUCCGGGUGAUAGACGCCUCCAACAUGCUGCUGCUGCCCGGAGGAAUUGACACGCACACGCACAUGCAGUUCCCCUUCAUGGGCACGCAGUCCAAAGACGACUUCUAUCAGGGCACGAAGGCUGCCUUAGCAGGAGGCACUACCAUGAUCAUUGACUUUGCAAUACCUCUGAAAGGAUGCUCCCUUGUUGAAGCCUAUGAAAAAUGGAGAAGCUGGGCAGAUCCCAAAGUCUGCUGUGAUUAUGCCUUGCAUGUGGGUGUCACAUGGUGGAGUGACAAGGUCAAAGAAGAAAUGAAAAUUCUUGUCCAGGAAAAAGGGGUCAUUUCCUUUAAGAUGUUCAUGGCAUAUAAAGAUCUCUAUAUGGUCAGAGAUGAAGAAUUGUACUCUGCUUUCUCUCAGUGCAAGCACCUUGGUGCAAUUGCUCAAGUCCAUGCGGAGAAUGGAGAUUUGAUUGCAGAGGGGGCAAAGAAGAUAUUAGCCCUGGGAAUCACUGGUCCAGAGGGACAUGAACUAUGUCGCCCGGAAGAAGUAGAAGCUGAAGCUACGCUGAGAGCAAUCACCAUAGCAAACUCAGUGAACUGCCCUCUUUAUGUAGUUCAUGUGAUGAGCAAGUCUGCAGCCAAGGUGAUAGCGGAUGCACGAAGGCAAGGGAAAGUUGUGUAUGGGGAGCCUAUAGCUGCUGGUCUGGGCACAGAUGGAACACACUACUGGCAUAAGGAAUGGUCCCAUGCGGCCGCACACAUCAUGGGCCCUCCGCUGAGGCCAGAUCCUGCCACUCCAGACUACCUCAUGAGCCUUCUAGCAAAUGGUGACUUGACUGUAACAGGGACGGACAACUGCACCUUUGAUAUCUGCCAGAAGGCUCUGGGGAAAGAUGAUUUCACAAAGAUCCCAAAUGGGGUGAACGGUGUAGAAGACAGGAUGUCAGUUAUAUGGGAAAAAGGGGUGCAUAGCGGCAAAAUGGAUGAAAACAGGUUUGUGGCAGUUACCAGCACAAAUGCUGCUAAAAUCUUUAACCUGUACCCAAGAAAAGGGAGGAUCGCUGUGGGAUCUGAUGCUGACAUUGUCAUUUGGGACCCAAAAGCUACAAGGACAAUCUCAGCAAAGACACAUCACCAGGCCAAUGACUUCAACAUAUUUGAAGGAAUGGUCUGUCACGGUGUGCCAGUUGUCACCAUUUCCCAAGGCAAGGUGGUUUAUCAGAGCGGAACCUUCCAUGUCGUAGCAGGAGAGGGAAGAUAUAUCCCACGUGAACCAUUUCCUGAGUUUGUCUACAAGCGGAUCAAGCAACGGGAUCAGGUCUGCCAGCCCGUUCGUGUCAAGCGAGCCCCAUAUGUGGGCAGAGUUAUCUCAGAAUGAACAAGAGCCCUACAAUACAGUUUGCCGUCUGGAGGUCAAAUCCAGACAAGAAUUCUUCUGCUUCCUGCUCAGGCCAUCUGUUUUAGAGCUUAUUAGCCUGCAGUGUUGAUUUCAAACCUUGAAGAUUCCUGAAUGAUUUACCACUCUGGCAGAUCCACAUUGAUUAUCCUAAAGCAUGAAUGGCCUUUUCUUCUCUGCUAUUUUGACCCCUUCUAUCUCCUCUGGACAUUUUCAGAACAAUGUUCUCUUUCACUGAGGACAUUGUAUUCCCAUGAUAAUAUUUUGUGAGGACCACUGAAAUUUUACGUGAGAACACAGAAAGAUUAACCAUUCCCAGACUCAAAUCUGUGCUCGAUUUUAUGAUAUAUCUCAGGAUUAAGGUGUCAAAACUGGAAUGAGUUAUUGGACAGGCUUCUUCUCAGGAAACUAUUGACAGUAUGGGAAGUAUCCUAUACUGCUGCUGUGGUCCUGCUCAUUCUGUUUCAUCAGUAGGACCCGCCACUACGGGGAGUUAGUUCUGCAUAAGGGACCCCUGCAAAUGAGCAGAAGCACUUA